AUGACUCAAGUAUUUGCACUCGCAGCUUUGAUAUUCACCCUCGCCAUCUCAGCAGGUAUAAGCAUUGCUUUAAUCAAUGUCGACUGCUACUCGACCUUUUGCUCCGAAGGACCCUUUACCUUUGAAACGAGGGUCCACAUCACAGUCUAUUACGCUUUCCUCGCCACCCUCGUUAUUCUCCUUCUCCUCCGUACAAGCACUCAGCAUAUUGCCAACUUCCACAUUGCCCAUGAACUCCCCUUGGUUGGCAAGCGAGUCACCCUUGGUGGUCUUCUUACUUCUCUUGCCAUUCUGACAGUUACACUCUGCUCUACCAUCUACUGGCUACCUGCCCAUGAUGAGCUAUGGGGCUACAAGACUAACCCUCUGGAUUGGGCUUCUGCCAAACUUCAACUUACCAUCACUGGCGUCACGGGACACUAUGCUGAUAUUCUUCUUGGGCUGUUGCUUAUUCCUGUUUCGAGAAAUAGUCUUGUUGGCCAAGCGUUCUACCUGCAUCAGAGCACAUUACUCUUUACUCACAAGGCUGUGUCUUACAUGUUCUCACUGAGCGUCAUUGUCCACGGCGUCGCGUAUAUGCUUCACGCCAAUGACUCCAGCAGAAAUGACGACAAAGGGCGUCAUGAAGCUUUCGCCGUUGGAAAUCCUGCAUUGACCGUCGCAGAGAGCAAACAACUAGGAGGAUGGUUCUCGCUCACCUACUACGUCGGAAUCGCCGCCAUUCUCCCCGUUCUUAUUAUUCUCGUCACUUCAAUGCCAUGGAUUCGCAGACGUCACUACAACCUCUUCUACUUCAGUCAUGUUAUACUCGGUACAUUGACCAUCGUUGCAUCGUGUCUCCACGCCAGCACCAACUUUUAUCUCCUCCUUCCAGGCUUGCUUCUCUGGAUUGCGGACUGGAUCAGACGGCUGUUCUUUGGCGAAGCUAAGGGUCUGGCUAGUAAGACCCCUGCUGUGCUCGAGAUUGCAGAGAAUGGUUGGCUUCGAGUGUCUUUGCUGCCCAACAGAGCAAUUUUUGGCCCACCUCUUCUCUACUAUUACCUUAACUUCCCAUCAAUCAGCAAGGUCCAGACACAUGCCUUCACAGCUGUGGCCCACCCUACGAAUAAUGGUGGUCCUGUAUUCCUUAUUCAGCCGGAGGCGAAAGAGAAGGAGUGGACUUGGAAGUCGAAGGCUCUCAUUCAACGACCUAGAGCUACCCUACGACUAGAUGCCCGAGUCGAAGGACCAUAUCCUGUGUCCGACGCAAACUUUGCGACUGCUUCCCAUAUCGUCUGCAUCGUUGGAGGAUCCGGUAUUACAGGUGCAUUGAGCCUUGCACACUGGUGGCUAGAGACGCGACCAGCCAAUACUCGAUUCGACCUUGUAUGGACUGCUAGGCAUCGAGAGACUACGAGGCUCGCUGAGUGGCAGAAUCUCGAGGAGGUUGCCAAAACCGCCUCUGGUUUUACAGUGACCACUCAUGUUAGCUCGGAGAAUGGACGACUUGAUGCUGGACAAGCGCUUCGACAGGCUCUUUCUGGACGUCGGACUGAUGGUUCAGGCUGGGUUUAUAGUUCUGGUCCUCCUGCUCUUUUGAGUGCGACUGAGCGAGCCUGUGUCGAAUUUCAGAAGGACCAUCGCAACAAGGACAAUGAAAAAGGUUGGACUGUUCACGACUUGUCGUGGUAUAUGGCACGAUGGGAGGUUUGA
Fusarium coffeatum is the source of this 1692-nucleotide messenger RNA. RefSeq lists its product as uncharacterized. The transcript has 2 exons. Lineage: Eukaryota; Fungi; Ascomycota; Sordariomycetes; Hypocreales; Nectriaceae. Gene Ontology annotation, molecular function: ferric-chelate reductase activity. Gene Ontology annotation, cellular component: plasma membrane. The record is from RefSeq and is a predicted model, not a curated record. Gene Ontology annotation, biological process: intracellular iron ion homeostasis; iron ion transport; copper ion import. Bases 1 to 1692 code for a protein of 563 amino acids.